AUGUGGCAAUUCACUUCUUCCAUACCCGUGGUUCAUAAACACAACGAUCAUGCUCACGCAAAACCAGCUAUAACGAACGCAUAUGGAGCAACUGGAAGUGGUGACGAUAAGGGAAAGGAGAGCGAAUUCGAGGAUGCAGAGACCAACAGCUCUAUUUUCCACUGUGCUGUAGCCGGAGGUCUUGGUGGGGCCAUUGGUGACACAGCAAUGCAUUCUUUAGAUACCGUUAAGACGAGGCAACAGGGAGCACCUAGUGCUGGGAAGUACAAAAAUAUGUUGACAGCCUAUAGGACGAUCUUUGCACAAGAAGGUGUAAGAAGAGGUUUGUAUGGGGGUUAUGGAGCGGCUAUGCUUGGUUCUUUUCCCAGUGCAGCCAUAUUUUUCAGCACUUAUGAGUACUCUAAGAGGAAGAUGAUAGACGAUUGGCAGGUAAAUGAAACCGCUACACAUUUGACCGCUGGAUUCCUCGGUGAUCUAGUGUCCAGUAUUGUGUACGUUCCUUCCGAAGUGUUGAAGACGAGGUUACAAUUGCAAGGUAGAUACAACAACCCAUUUUUCGACUCUGGCUACAAUUACAAAAACUUACGAGAUACGAUUUCCACGAUAGUGAAGACAGAAGGAGUUGGAGCGUUGCUUUUCGGUUACAAAGCUACGCUAGCGAGAGAUUUACCAUUUAGUGCUUUGCAGUUUGCAUUUUACGAGAAAUUUAGACAGUGGGCAUUCGCCAUCGAGGGAAAGGACAUUGGUGCGGAUGAUUUAUCAGUAGCUGGUGAGAUAUACACUGGUGCAUCUGCUGGUGGGUUAGCGGGUAUAAUAACAACGCCUUUAGAUGUUAUCAAGACUCGUGUUCAAACCCAGCAGCCGUCGUCAGCUGAUGUAUCCUCUGCAAAGCCACUUAAACUUUCGGGAUCACUUUUCGGCAGUUUGAGAACAGUCUACACAUCCGAAGGAUUCUUUGGUUUCUUCAGCGGCGUCGGACCAAGGUUCGUAUGGACUAGUAUACAAAGCAGCAUCAUGCUGCUUCUGUACCAGAUGACACUGCGAAGUUUGAACAACUCGUUCUCCAAGGUGGAAAAACUGAAAUGA
Torulaspora delbrueckii is the source of this 1086-nucleotide messenger RNA. It is a transcript of the gene MME1, whose product is annotated as Mme1p. Gene Ontology annotation, molecular function: magnesium ion transmembrane transporter activity. Bases 1 to 1086 code for a protein of 361 amino acids. The transcript has a single exon. NCBI's taxonomy places the organism in Eukaryota, Fungi, Ascomycota, Saccharomycetes, Saccharomycetales, Saccharomycetaceae. The record is from RefSeq and is a predicted model, not a curated record. Gene Ontology annotation, biological process: magnesium ion export from mitochondrion.